Selaginella moellendorffii is the source of this 1860-nucleotide messenger RNA. RefSeq names its product coiled-coil domain-containing protein 40-like. Gene Ontology annotation, biological process: axoneme assembly. The record is from RefSeq and is a predicted model, not a curated record. Gene Ontology annotation, cellular component: cytoplasm. Lineage: Eukaryota; Viridiplantae; Streptophyta; Lycopodiopsida; Selaginellales; Selaginellaceae. The transcript is spliced from 5 exons. The coding region runs from base 1 to 1860 and encodes 619 amino acids.
AUGGCGGAGGGCAGUGAGGAGGAGCAAGACAAGCUUGUGGUGAAGCUGAAUGAGCAUCCAUCGCUGGUUGGGGCUCAGGAGGCCCUCAAGGCGGAGCUGUCCCGUAAGAAGGAGGAUCUGCGCGAUAGGGUCCGGGAGAAACAGGUGCUCCUCGCCAGCGCCACCAGGCGAAGAGAGGAAGUGGGCGUGCAGCUCUAUGGCUUGCAGAAGACUCUGGCCAGCAUCCACAUUGCUGUGACCAAGACCGAGGACGUGCUUGCUUCCCGGGUGGAAGAGCAGGAAAAGGCCAAGGCACAACUGCUGGAUGCUCAAGUCUCAUACAAGGACAGAUGGAGCGAGAUGAACGCCAUGCAAGACAAGCUCGAGGCGUGCCACAUCGACCUGGACAACCUGGCCUCGACGCUCAAGCAGGUGGACAGCUACAACGACAAGCUCAAGAGCGACAUCGCCGUCAGCCGGCGGGCCACAUACGCCAUGGAGGAGAUCAUCUCCAAAGCCGAGAAAGGCAAAAAGGACCAAGACUUUUACAUUGCCGUCCAGCAGGAGCGGUUGAGGCGCUACUACCAGAGGCAGGCCCUGUGCAGGGCCCAGUUCGAAGCUCAGCAGCGAGAGACCAAGAUGGCUGUGGCGGCGCUGUCGGAAUUUGGAAUUGAGAUGGAGAGUAUCAAUACAGAGAAGAAACAGCUGACCGACCAGUGGAAGUCGGCACUGAUUGUGUUGGGACGCUGCGACGAGGCCCUGCAGGCCUUGGUGGAUGCUGCAGGCAAGCAAAGAGAGCAAGACCUGUCCAUACAGGGAGAGAAACACCGGUACCGCAAGGACAUAAGGCUGGAGCGUGACAAGGGCGAUACCAAGCUGGCGCUGCUCAAGAAGUAUGGCUCGCAGAUCAAGCAUCUCAACAAGCGGAUCACCAAAGUCGCUGCUAAGCGCAACACCGUGCUGCAAAAGUACGCAGCCAUGAUGCUGACAAUGGAAGAGACGGAGAGGAACGAGGUCAAGGUGAAGGAGGAAAGGGAUGUCCUCGAGCAAGACUACAAGGUGAUUGAAAAGGCUUACCUCAAGCAGUGCCAGACAAUCAAUGACCUCGAGACGAAGAUGCUGGUGGGGCUCAGCGAGCAAAUCACGCUCGAGAGGUCGGCCCAACAAGUCGUCCAAGGAACGCUGCAGCUCCGGCAGGAGAUCAGGCACGAGCACAUGAUUGCGACGGAGAUCGAGUACGAGCUCGCACGGAUCCGGGUGGACACGUUGACCGUGCAAAGCUAUAACCAAACCAUUAGCGAUGCGCUGGCCUCGCUAGACGAGGAGGUGCAGCAAAAGAUGUCGCUCAUCUCCAAGAUGCAAGCCGAAACCCGGCAGCGGCACAGCGAGAUCGAUGUCAAGACCAAAGAGAUUGACAAGCUUAACAAGCAGUACGACAAACUCACUGCCAACUUGGUGGACAAGAGCGCAACCCCCUUUGAAAACAUUGUUGCAAAUAUCCGCUACGAGAUUGCCGUCAAGAUACGGGCCUCGUCCGAACUGCAAAAGCAGUGGCUGGGGAUCCAAACGGAGCUUGUCAGCAUCACCACCGAGAACCAUGCCCUGGCGCAGAAAGGCCGGAAGCUGGACAAGGAUCGCAUUACCCUGGAGCAACGCAAGUUAAGGCUGGAAAAGGACCUAGGAACUCUCACAAAGUACAUCAAGGAUGUCGACAAGAAUGUCCAGAUGAAGCACGGCAUUGUCACCAAGUAUGUCGUCGCCACUCUCAAGGACCUCAUAUUACUCUACUCCACUUGUUUUCCUCAGGCUCAACGAGCUCUUAGCGAAAAACGCCAGCAUGAAGGAAAUGUUGACCAAGGAGAACCUCCUGCUCAAAAAUAG